GAGAGAGAGAGAGAGAGCACCUCUGCCGCUCUCCCUGCCUCCUCUCCUGUGCGCAGAGCUCCGGCCCGGCCGCUCCUUCCUUCCUCAUUUCCUCCCCACAGCUGGCUCUCUCCUCUCGGAUGCUGCUGGCUCGCCUUCUCCCUUUCACACGCGGCGCUGGACCAAAUACUUCGGAGGGCGGAAUGACUGACUAACCUGUUUUGCAUGGUCUGAAUUUCGGGAAAUUCGCACGUCGGAAAGGAGGGGAGUCAAGAGGGAAACGGAGGCUCUCCAUCCCCCCCCGAGGGAAUUUAUUUUACAGAGGUAUGCCAGUGCCUGAGGUGGCGUCUGACACUGCCAGCGCUGCCACCAUGUUGAGCCCCGUCCUCAACGCCUCCAACGGAGACGGCUCCGAGUCUGAAACCACCUCCGCCAUCCUCGCCUCCGUCAAGGAACAGGAGUUGCAGUUUGAACGUCUGACCAGGGAGCUGGAAGCCGAACGACAGAUUGUUGCCAGUCAGCUGGAGAGAUGCAAGCUUGGCUCUGAGACUGGAAGCAUGACUAGCAUCAGUUCAGCAGAUGAGAAAUUUCGCUGGAACAACCAAGAUGGACAGAAGGACAUAGAAGAGGAGCUGACGACAGGCCUGGAGCUGGUGGACUCCUGCAUCCGAUCGCUCCAGGAAUCAGGCAUCUUGGACUCCCAGGACACUUCUACAGGAGACAGACAAGGACUUCUGUCUCAAAGCGCUUUGCAGCUCAACAACCAGGAUGCCUAUGCAGCAGCUGGUUACCAUAGUAACCAAGGGCUGGCACUUGGGGAGUCAGUCACGGGCCGCAGCGGGCAGGUUGGAGGGGCUGUUCACAUCUACAACCAGGUGACAUCCAGCCGUGCAGCUGCCCAGUUAGUGGGAUCAGACUCUCCCUCCCAGUCCCAGAGAGACUCAUUUGCCCAGCAGGCCCAUGGCAGCGCCUUCCACAUGCCCACUGAGGGAGGACCUGCACCUGCUGGACCACCCAUGUAUUACUCCUGUGCCACUUUGCCUGCACAGCGGGUGAGCUCCCCUCUGCAGGCGGUAGGAUCCCCUACCAAGCUCCAGCGCCUGGGAUCAGCGUCCUCUGACAUGCCCAGCUACGCCACGCUACAGAGGGUGUCCUCGCCCAAACAGUCACCCAGCCGACUCGCCAAGUCCUACAGCACAUCAUCGCCCAUCAACAUGGUUGCAUCGGGUGCUGGCUCCUCCUCCCCUAUCGCCAUGGUAGCCUCCCCAGGGGGAAACCACACCUCGUCGCCCAUCCACCAGCUGAGCUCGGUGGUGGGCAGCUACGCCACCCUGUCGCCCACCAAGCGUAUGCUGCAUCACAUCGGACCAGACAGCUACAAGAUUUCCCACGAGCUGUAUGCCAACGCAACCCUGCAAAGGCCUGGUAGCCUGGCGGGUAGAGGCUCCAGAGGUUCCUACAGCAGCCAGCACAGUCACCUGGGCUCUGAGCUCCGACCUCUGCAGUCUCCUGAACACCACAUCGACCCAAUCUACGAAGACAGAGUCUACACCAAACCCAACCUUAGAGGACAAGCCCCGCCUUCCCCCGGUGUCGACCCAAUCCCCUUGCAGCGAACGGGAAGCCAGAGUGCCACAGCCACCUUUCAGAGAGGCAGCUUUGCCACAGGAGGCGGGGCGGCUGACUAUGCCAACCCGUACCGCACUCUGCAGUUCUGCCCAUCCACCGAGUCGCCUUACAGCAAGUCGGGCCCCGCCCUCCCCCCUGAGGCCGCCCUUGGCCGAUCUCCAUCAGUGGACAGUAUCCAGAAGGACCCAAGGUACGACCCCGAAUUCCUUGUGUGGAAUCAAAAUCAAGCCGAGCAAAGAAUGACAAAGGAGUUUGGCUGGAGGGAUCCAGAGCUGCCGGAGGUGAUCCAGAUGUUGCAGCAUCAGUUCCCAUCAGUCCAGUCUAACGCUGCUGCCUACCUCCAGCACCUCUGCUUUGGAGACAACAAGAUCAAAUCUGAGAUCCGGCGGCAGGGUGGCAUCCAGCUGCUGGUGGACUUGCUGGACCACCGGAUGACCGAUGUGCACCGCAGCGCCUGCGGAGCCCUGAGGAACCUGGUGUACGGCAAAGCCAACGACGACAACAAGAUCGCCCUGAAGAACUGCGGCGGCAUACCGGCUCUGGUCCGACUGCUCCGGAAGACCACAGAUGUGGAGAUCCGAGAGCUGCUCACAGGUGUUCUGUGGAACCUGUCGUCAUGUGACGCCCUGAAGAUGCCCAUCAUCCAGGACGCCCUGGCUGUGCUGACCAACGCUGUGAUCAUCCCCCACUCGGGCUGGGACACCUCCCCGCAUACGCAGGAGGACCGCAAGCUGCACCUACACUCCUCCCAGGUCCUCCGCAACGCCACAGGCUGCCUCCGGAAUGUGAGUUCUGCAGGCGAGGAGGCCCGGAGGAGGAUGAGGGAGUGUGAGGGUCUGACAGACGCUCUGCUCUACGUCAUCCAGACCGCUCUGGGGAGCAGUGAGAUUGACAGCAAGACCGUAGAGAACUGUGUGUGCAUCCUGAGGAACUUGUCAUACCGCCUGGCUGCAGAGACGUCUCACAGCCAGCAGGGGGGGUCGGAGGAGCUCGACGGUCUGUUAUGUGACACCGGCGGGAAGGACGCAGAGAGUUCCGGAUGCUGGGGCAAAAAGAAGAAGAAAAAGAAGGGACAUGACCAGUGGGACGGUGUCGGCCCAUUUCCAGACUUGGCGGAGCCCCCGAAAGGCAUCCAGAUGUUAUGGCACCCCACAAUCGUCAAGCCCUACCUCACACUGCUGUCUGAGUGCUCCAACCCAGACACCCUGGAGGGAGCAGCUGGGGCCCUGCAGAACCUAGCUGCUGGCAGCUGGAAGUGGUCGGUGUAUAUCCGGGCUGCGGUGCGUAAGGAGAAGGGCCUCCCUAUCCUGGUGGAGUUGCUGAGGAUAGACAACGACCGGGUGGUUUGUGCUGUGGCCACCGCGCUGAGAAACAUGGCUCUGGACAUCAGGAACAAGGAGCUAAUUGGUAAAUACGCCAUGAGGGACCUGGUGCACCGUUUGCCCGGGGGCAGCAACAACAACAACAGCAGCGGCGGCGGGGGAGGAGGAGGCGGCAACACCAGCAGCCUGGUGGGGAAGACCAUGUCGGACGAUACCAUCACGGCUAUCUGCUGUGCACUGCACGAGGUCAUCACCAAGAACAUGGAGAACACCAAGGCCCUGAGGGACGCCGGCGGCAUCGAGAAGCUCAUCGGCAUCGCCCGCAGCAAAGGAGACAAACAUAGUCCUAAAGUGGUAAAGGCAGCAUCUCAAGUCCUGAACAGCAUGUGGCAAUACAGAGACCUCCGCAGCCUCUACAAAAAGGAUGGCUAUUCCCAGUACCAUUUUGUCGGCUCUUCCUCCACGAUAGAGAGAGACAGGCAGCGACCUUAUUCUUCCUCUCGUACUCCGUCCAUCUCUCCCGUACGAACCUCCCCCAACAAUCGAUCAGCGAGUGCCCCUGCCUCCCCAAGGGAGAUGCUGGCGUUGAAGGAGAGGAAGGCAGAUUACGAGUCAACUGGCAAUGCCAGUUACCAUGGCAACAAGGGUGAACACACAUCCCGGAAGGACGCCAUGACCGGUCAAAUCUCCGGUGGGUCUUCCACACUACUCAGAGGAGCAUACGUGUCGCCUACUGAUGACCUGAAGUACAAUCAGGUCUCCUCUCAAGGCCUGCCUUCAGAACCCUACCCUCCUUUCCAAAAUCCUCCCCCUCCCGACAGCGGCAACUACGAGGACCAGGCCUUCUACGAGAACCAGGUUCACCCGGGAGGGCGCCCCCCGCAGGGUGACCUCAACAUGCACUUGCAGGGCCUCAAGUCCACUGGCAACUAUGUAGACUUCUACUCAGCCUCGCGGCCCUACAGCGAGCUCAACUAUGAGACCAGCCACUAUCCAGCUUCUCCGGACUCCUGGGUCUAAGGGGAGUCGAGGGUGGAGGAUUUGGAGCAGGAGGAGGAGGAGAGGAUGGAUGAAGGAAAAUGGGAUGAUGAAGCGGGUAGUUUCAAAAGUGGAGGAGAGAAGAUGAAAGGACAGCUUCCCUCCCUCCCCAUCCUCCCCUGUAGUUCCUGAGUAGCAUCAUAGGUAGCAGGAAGACGGAGGGGGAGGAUGGAGUGCAGGAAGAGAGACAUGAGGAGAUAUCUGAGACAUUACACUCCUUUCACAGACAUCUGAGGGGGGAGAGAGAGAGAGGGGGAAAAGAAGGAAAAGAAGUGAACGGACGAGCGGCCAUGCAUGUGCAUGCACACCACCAACAAAACCGACAGACACAUUUUCUUUCUGUGUUUAGUUUGUGAUCAACUACUGCUAGACGGUUCCGCAGACAGAGCGAUGGCCUCCUGCACCUGAAGGCCUCUGGAUACAGAACGUAGGAGGGACGGACAUGAUGAAAGAACAAAGAGGGCAGAGAUAGAAAAAGAGGGGGAAAAUAUGUGGUGAAGAAGAAGGACAGUGAAAGAGAAGAAUGGAUCAGUGGACUCGAGGACGGAAGGUUUUGGAUUGUGGAUGGAACGUGUGAGAGAUAACCAGGAGAAACCUGUAAAUAUGUGGUAUAGCAACAUGGCUUUUAGUAAUGUGAAGCACAAGAGGCAGAGCUGUAGGACAUGUAGGACGUCUGUCACACAAACUUUUGUUUCUCUGUAUGGCUUCAGCGUGAUGUAUCCUCCUCUGGGCAAAGAACGCUUCUGGACUUUGUCAUUUGUAACAGGUUCUGUUUUUUUUCUUUUGUUGUGUUUCUACUUUUUUAAUUCUCGAUUCUGGUUGUAUAGUAUUUGAUGUACACUGUACAUUUACGAGAUGCAUUGUGUACUGUACAUUGCACUAUUUUCUGUGUCAUGUCAGGCCUUUCGCCAUUGGGUCAACCUCACUUCCUCACUCACUUACCCACCCCCAAUACACACACACACACACACACACACAAAUACACACACAGACUUUCAAAGUUCAUAUCAUAGCUCUAGAUGGAUAUCAAUGAUUCGCUACUGUGAAACACUGGAUAUGAAUUGGGUAUUGAAGCAUCAAUUCUGGUAGGUCACGGUGCUCCUUUUACUGCCCUACAGAUAGUUUUCACACAAUAGCUGACAGUACAGCUGCCAAAGUAAAACAGUCGAGCAGCCUUUUCCGUGACAAAACUCAAAUUUUUUUUUUAGGCUAGCUUUGUUUUCUUUGGCGGCUAUCUUUCCACAUUAACACCUCAGAUCCCCGUUUCGUUCCCAUGAGCCCCUCCUUUGAGUGAACUGUGCUCAUUGUGUAUAUAACCGUGCCAAACAAGGGUUACUUCCCCCCAGCUGGAGAAGGCAGGGGGGACAGUUAGGGGCGUGUUAAAGGGUCCAAGUUCAGCUGAAGCUCUCAGCGGAACAUCCUUGCGGUUCUAACGAUGCCAGUUUGUAAAUGCUUUGGUUUUUCUAAACUGUGUUUUACUGGGAUGAAAACUGUCUAACUGCACCGGGACUGGGGAGAAAAACAUAAAAAGAAAAAAAAACCAAAAGGAAAAAAAAACCCAUGCGACCAGGCGGAGCAUCGCUUCCUCCAAAGUUGUACAAAUUUAGUUGAUUUCUGUGUUGUAAAAUAAUCAAUGUUUGAAGUACAAAAAAAAAAAAAACUUUUCUGAGAGAUGGGUGGCAAUUCUAACUUCAUGGUAGACAAAACUGUUAAUAGAGUACGGAUAUAUAUUAUAUAAAUAUAAAUAUAUACUUUUUAUGUGCAGAUGUGGAUGUCACUUAUAGCAGCAACAUUAUGGAAAAAGACUUGUAAAAAAAAAAACAGCUACAUGUAGGAAUUUUGUUCACACUUUAUUUUCUGGUCAACACACUAAAUUGUCGACUUUGUGUAGUAAUGUUGUUGCUAUGUGGAGUAGAGUAGGGCCCAGGGAUCCACGUUGUCACUGAAGCAGUCUAAAAAGGUGCUACAUCCGUGAGAAGUAUUUCCAACAUGUCUGUAUUUUAACUGUGCACAAAAUAUUUGUUCUCCUUUGCAUCGCGAUAGCAAACUAUUGAUUAUCAGCCGCGAGUUCCGAUCAUGUCACAGGGGACUGUUUCAAACCACAUAACAAAGAACAAUCAGCUGUUCAUGAAAACCCCCAAAAUCAAUUGGUAUCAUGAUGCUAAACAGCAAAUUGAACCCAUGAACGCAUGUGUAUUUGUUGUCUGUAAAUCAGGAACUAAAUGAGUGAUUUAUUGUUUUUUUUAAUUUUUUGUUUUUUGUAAGAAAGGCAAAAUUGUAAAACGGACAACAGACCCUGGUUCUCCCUACCCACUGCUGUUUAGAAGUCCUAGAGGUCAUCUUCCAAUGCUUGAAAAAUGACUCAUAAUGCAACUGUCCCCACGAAAACACUGGAUGAAAAACAGACGAACUGUAUUUGUUAGUGAGCAUCUGGAAACUGACAACGUUAUGUAUGUCCUUGUGAUCCUUAGGCAGAAAAAUCCUGACUAUAAGACCUGUAUGGAGAUAUAAUGUCGGUAACCUUUUUGUUGCUAGACCAAACGUGUUUUAAAAAGAGAAUUGUGAAUCUUUCUAUUGCCUCAAACAGAUUGCAACUGCUCCAAAAAAUAUAAACGGACCAUCGAAGAA
Messenger RNA from Dicentrarchus labrax (European seabass), 6596 nucleotides. RefSeq names its product catenin (cadherin-associated protein), delta 2b (gene ctnnd2b). Gene Ontology annotation, molecular function: cadherin binding. Gene Ontology annotation, cellular component: postsynaptic density; nucleus; adherens junction. Gene Ontology annotation, biological process: dendritic spine morphogenesis; cell-cell junction assembly; cell-cell adhesion. The record is from RefSeq and is a predicted model, not a curated record. Bases 306 to 3950 code for a protein of 1214 amino acids. The transcript is spliced from 25 exons. NCBI's taxonomy places the organism in Eukaryota, Metazoa, Chordata, Actinopteri, Moronidae.